Onthophagus taurus is the source of this 2410-nucleotide messenger RNA. RefSeq names its product gametogenetin-binding protein 2-like. Gene Ontology annotation, cellular component: nucleus; cytoplasm. The record is from RefSeq and is a predicted model, not a curated record. Lineage: Eukaryota; Metazoa; Arthropoda; Insecta; Coleoptera; Scarabaeidae.
UUGACGCUUGACAAUUUACAUAAAUUGCAAAUGGCAGAAGCUGUCAUGUUGUCUUAAAAAUUCUGUUAUUUGUUAAUGAUAUUUUGAAAAGUAUCAAUUUUAAACUGCCGUUACAUGAAAAGUGUUGUUUUUUGAAUCGGUAAAAUAAGCUACAAAAAUAAAAAAUGGCAAAGUUAGUGGACGUUUAUCAUCCGUCAAAAACACUCAACAGGAGACAACUACCCUUAGUGAUUGAUGAAACUUUAACGAUGGUGAUGGAUUUAAAGUCUGUGGGAUUAGUAUCAGAUAACCAACAAGUAAAAGGUAAAGAACUCGAAGAUUUUGUCCGUAAGAUGAGUUUGUUAAAUGAGGAAGAAUUAAGUCAUUCUUUAGAAGUAACUCGAUCAGAAAUACUCAAAGUUUUAAAUCAGGCUGUUCCCUGUGUUGGAUGUCGUAGAAGUGUUGAGCGAUUAUAUUAUCAAUUAUUUAAAUAUGGACAUCCAACAUUAGAUCCAUUAGUUGUAAAAAAAGAUGGAAUUAUAACCGUGCGAGAAGAUAAACAGAAUUCACCCCAGUUUUUGUGCAAUUUAUUUCAUGGGCAUAGUACACGACUGAAUCAUGUAGUCGAUAGUCAACCGAGACGCAACAAAAAAAGUCAUCGUUGUUUAUUACAUUCCCUGGAUACCCAAAGAAGCCGUCCUAUAACUCCCGCCUGGCGAGACGUUUGGGAGUGUAUGCGAUUGGAUUGUAAGAAAAAAGUGUGUACCAUCGAAGAAGCUAGUCUACAUACGACUUUAGAAACUUAUUUAAGAAAACAUAGGUUUUGUAGUGAAUGUCGUACUAAAGUUCUUAAAGCCUACAGUUUAUUAAUAGAAGAUUCGAAAUGUAAUGAUAAAGGUUACGUUAAAACAUUAUACAACGGAAUAACCCAUUGCAAAUCAAAACACAUCCAUCUAAAUCCAGAGACUGAAGUCAUCCCGAAAUUAAUAAGCCGUGCCGAACCGGAAUUAUUGGGUAGCAGAAGAGAACGUCACGCAAAAACACUCGAAAUUGCUCAAGAGGAAGUUUUAACAUGUAUAGGGAUUUGUAUGUACGAAAGACUUCAUCGUAUUUACAUACGCAUGCGUGAAGAAGAAUGUACAUGUCAAGUUUUUGCAGCGGUUGCAAUCGACGCUUUAUGGACGAGUUUUGAAACCGCUGUAGAACACAAACAAGGAAUUUCUCAAUUAGAAUUACUCUACGCGGAAUUAACGCGAAAAGAACAACAAAAACAAUUACGUAAAGAACAGAAAAAAUUGAAAAGGAAACGUAAAAAAGAAAAAUUAAUGGAGCAGCAUUUUAAAAGUUGUGAUGGUUGUGAUGGUGAAGAAGAAAUGGAUGAUGAUGGGAAGAUAUUGGAUGAGGAAAAAAUUUGUACAUGCAAUGAUACGUUUUUGAAAAUCAAAUUAAAAGAAAAAAGUACUGCGUGUGAUGAAUGGUUAGAUUGCAAAUGUAAUCAUACUGGGAUGAAAAAUGGAAAAUGUGAUGAUUACAUACAAAGGAAAUUUAUGAAAGAAAGUAGUUCAUCAAGUGAUCAUUCCCAUGAUUGUGGAUAUUCUUCUGAAAAUAAUAAUGGAUGUUGUGAAUUUAAUUCGUUUGGAUCAAGUUUACCUAGUUCGCCAGAAGGAUCAGAAGUUGCUUGUCCUGAUGGUUGUUGUGAAUCCGAAAAUGAUUAUAUUCCAUAUAAUAGGUUUACUUAUGGAAAUGGGCAUCAACUUAGUUUACAAGAAAUGUUAGAUGAUCAUUUUUAUAGCGAUGAUGAUAGUGAUUGUUAUAUAACGCCUGAAGAAGUGCAAGAGUUCAAAGUGAACAAUAGUAGAGUGUAUGAAAUGCGUCAACAGUUAAGGGAAACGUUACAAAAGCGAUUCGCACAGUUAUGCGUCAAUGGACCAUUGCAGGUGCCAAGAUUACUAACUCCGACGAAAUUCAUCGCAAAUUAGAUACUCUUUGUUUAAAGCGCGCUAUAGAUAAAAGAAAAAGUUCAGUGCAAACGAAAAAAAGUCAAAGUUGAAAUCGUUGAUAUUUUUUUAAAUGUUUCUUUUUGUUUUUCAGUAUCUUAAAGGGGUUUCUUUUUUUUUUCUUCUUAUUUUAAGAAUCUAUUUUUAAAAAUCAAUUUUUUUUUCAGUCUUUUUUGUCAGUUUUCUUUUUGUAAAAAUGUUUUUUAGUGUGGAUCAUAAAGAUACUGUUGAUUUUUUGAUCUCCAUUUGUUACAUUAGAGUAAUGAAAAUUCUAUUCUUUUUGGAUAUUAUAAUGGGAACUUUAAAUGUUGCAUUCCAAGAAGGUUUUAUUGUUAAUAGUUGUUUUAUCCUCCUUUUUGUAUGGUUGUGCUGUUUGUACAUACAGCAUAGAAUUUACUGUACGUAAAAAUCCCGAAAUAAAAAUUUCAAAAAUG